AUGGCCGAGAUUUUCAAUAAUCUACUCAACAAAAGAACGUUUAGAUCAUCGGACUCCUCGGACGACGCAACCACAUCGCCUGAGGCGAAAAAACCUAUGAAGUACGAUUCACCGCUCACUGUAGGACCCGAACAAGAAGAAGAUGAAGUAAUGACAGCUCUUAAUAUCUCGUAGGAGGUUGGGGCGAAACUACAAAAGAUUUUGGAAAAGCUAGAAAAGCUAGACACGAUAGAACUGUCUUUGAAGAUAAGUGAAUCCAAACUGGCAAGUCUAGAAACACGAACGAUAGCGUUGGAAGCUUUCAAAGAAGAAGCCAAGAAGGACAUAAGCGAGUUGAAAGAUGACGCCAACUUUGCUGAAAAACAAUUACAGGAGAAGUCUCAAGAGUUAGCAAAGGCACAAGCAGAAAUUGCCGAGCUCACGAGGAAGGUGCAAAAACAUGAAGAAGCAGUUAAGGAGACCGAGUCAGAAAGCUUAUAUCUUGAGGCCUAUUCUCGACGAGAAAACAUCAAGUUUAUGAACAUCGAAGAAGGACCUCCAGUCCAACCUGAAGACACCGAGGGGAUUUUAAGAGGCUUUUUAGAACGCGAACUGGGAUAUGUAGAUACUCAGAAUGUAGAAUUUCAACGUGUCGACCGCACAGGAAAAACCAAAGAUGAGAAUCCUCGUCUAAUGCUUGCACGUUUCCUGAGGUAUAAAGAUGUGCAAAACAUUUUUUCACUGGAACACCGCUUGAAAGGAUCAAAGUUUCAAAUGUUCCGAGACCUACCGACUGAAAUUGUUGCUUUCUCUAUUAGCUUUUCAGUUUUUUCUUGUCUUUUAAACGUAGGAGAGAGCCUAGGAAAACGCGUCUUUCGUCCCCAGUCAAAUAAACCUUUUAUUGAUUUAAUGUGCGUAUCUCUGUUUACAUUUUGCCUGCCAAUGUUUAGGUUGCUGUGUUUUAAGUAACCCUACUGUUAUUUUAUUUAACCUCUUGUUUAUUUUUUUUUUAUUUCUCAUAUUUGUUUUUUAUUGCCAGAAUACUCCUUGGGCAAAGUCAGUCGAUGCUAACUGACACAAACGUCUAAAAGUGGAUCUUAAAAUAGGAUCAAUUAAUGUUAGAGGUUUGGGAGACCAGGUCAAGCGGCGAGAAAUCUUUAACUGGCUUCGAGCAAAAAAAUAUUCAGUACAUUUUAUUCAAGAAAUUCACUUCACAGAAAACAAUAAGAAUGAUUGGCUGGCCGAAUGGGGCUAUCAAACUUUGUUCAGCUGCUGAACCAGCAAAAAGGCAGGUGUUGUCAUACUUUUUAAUAAUAACUUCACCUUUCAAAUUUCUAAAACAUAUUCCGAUCCCGAGGGACGGUUUAUAAUAUGUGAUCUGACUUUAAAUAAGAACCAAUUAACGCUGACAAACAUUUACGCUCCAAACAACGAUGAUUCAAAUUUCUUCACCUCGGUUUUUAGUCAUCUGGCUGAUUUCAAGUGCGACGAGAUCAUAAUAGGUGGCGAUUUCAAUUUAGUUUUAGAUGUCGAAAAAGAUAAAAAGGGUGGCCUUGCAAGAACUCAUAAAAAAUCAUUGGAAGUUAUCAAUAGCGCCUCUGAAAGCUUAGAUCUGAUCGACGCCUGGAGAGUUCUAAAUCCCGACUCUUCCAGAUUUACAUGGCGACAAAAGAAGCCUGAAAGCCACUGUAGACUUGAUUUCUUUCUAAUUAAUCAAUGCACUUUCUGUAAUAUUAUUAAUGCAGAGAUAUUAGCAGGACAACUUUCAAUAUGACAAAGACGUGGCAUUGUCAAGCUUAUUCCAAAGAAAGAUGCCGAGCUCAUUCUCAUUAAAAAUUGGCGACCAUUAACGCUGUUAAAUUGUGGAUUGCAUCAAAAGCCAUUGCAAGUCGUAUCAAAACUUUUCUUCCAAAGCUAAUGUCAGAUGAUCAAACAGGCUUUCUUAAAGGCAGGUGUAUCAGUGAGUAUAUUCGUUUGUUGGACAGAGUCAUCAAAUACACAGAAGGAAGAAACAUUCCGGGCCUUCUUCUUUUUAUCGAUUUUGAGAAAGCUUUUGACGCUAGAGUGGCCUUUUAUCCGGAAAACUCUCCAGCACUUCGUUUCGUGCCCUUACUGUUAAAUUGGAUUGAACGUUUUUACUGUAAUAUUGAAAGCUGUAUCCUAAAUAAUAGAUGGGCAAGUAACUUUUUAAAACUCAGUCGAGGAGUUACUCAAGGCUGUCCUUUGUCGCCAUAUCUAUUAUUCUAUCUGCAGAAAUACUUGCUGACGCCAUUCGGAAAAAACAGAGGAUUAAAGGCAUAGAAAUAAACGGCAUUGAUUUCAAGUUAAGUCAAUAUGCCGAUGACACGACACUAAUCCUGGACGGCUCCGAAGAAUUCUUUUUAGAACCUGUAAUUUUAAUAGAAACUUUUGGUAACAUAUCUGGUCUCAGACUCAAUAUCAAAAAGACGGAAGCUCUGUGGAUAGGGUCUAAAAAAGAUUGUGACCUAAACUUCUUCCAGAAAAAGACUUCAAAUGGCCAAAGAAAAAGGUCAAAGUGCUUGGGGUUUGGCUCUCAACGGACCCCAGUAUAAUAAUAUCCUUAAAUUACAAAGAAAAAAUUGAAAAAAUCAGAUCGAUCCUCGAAUGCUGGAAAUUUGCUGCAGACUUACAUUAUUAGGGAAAAUAGCAGUUUUAAAGAGCCUGGUUGCAUCUCAUUUAGUCUACAUAUUCUCACCUCGGUAAACUUACCGCGAAGCGAUCAAAGAAAUCAACACAAUUUUCUAUAAGUUUCUAUGGAAUGAUAAAGGAGACAAAAUCAAAUGAAAGAUAAUGAUUAAUAACUAUUCCGAAGGAGGACUAAAAAUCGAUCGACGUUGCUUCUUUUAACAAAUCCCUUAAAGCCACGUGGAUCCAGAAAUAUCUGGACCCUGAAAGUCGCAGUAAAUGGAAGCGACUCUUUGAUUCCGAACUUGAAAGAAAUGGAGGUGAAGCGAUAUUAAAAGGAAAUCUCAACAAAAAAGUUGUUAACAACUUAAGAAUUUCAGACCCUUUUGUGAAAGAAAUACUUGUAAUUUGGUCGGAAGUUUUUUUCCAGGAAACAAUGGUAUCUGAAGAACAUCUUUUGUGGUCACCUUUGUGGCAAAACUCUCUGAUAAGAAUUCAGAAUAAGCCUGUUUUUUAUAACGACUGGCUUGUUAAGGGUAUUACGCAAGUUAAACAUUUAAUGGAUGAAUCCUCCAAUUUCUUUUCCCUUGCUCCUUUUCAGAUUAAAUAUAACUUGCAAGUUUGACCUCUAACCUUCUUUGGAUUAAUCUCAGCAGUCAAUCGUCUACGAAGACAAAACACCAAAACUCAAUCUAAGUAUGAAAAUUGUUUUUCAAAAUUUCUUAUGAGUCGAAAGCCAUCUAAAUUUAUCUACCAAGAAAUUGUGUCAAAAAACUGUAAGUGGCCAAUUUCAUGUCAAGAAAAGUGGCGCAAAGAUAUCAAUCUUCCGCCAAAGGAAAUUACUAAUUGGAAAGUCGCUUAUCAAACAUCCUUUUAAUGCACAAAGAGCAGUAAACUUAUCACUUUCAACUUCAAAUUGUUACAUCGCCGGUUCCCAACUAACUGUUUCUUAAAAAAUGUCGGACUUGGAGACGAUGAUAAGUGUUCUUUUCGUAAUAAGGAAACGGAAAACUUGAUACACUUAUUUUGGAGAUGAGAAAAAACAAAACAUUUUUGGGAUAGUGGAUGCAGUCUUGCCAACUCACCUUUCGGUGAACAUAAUUACUUACACAUAAAUACGGCUUUGGGUCUAAGGCCAGAUAGAUCUAAACACAAACUCCAAAUCAAUUUUUGUUGCUUAAUUGCCAAGCACUAUAUCUGGCUUUGUCGCUUAAAAGAACAUCCCGCCAAUUUAAACAACUUUUUGCUUUAUUUAAAACACAUUUAUCAAAUAGAAAACAAUGCCUCUACUGAAAAAAAUAAAUGGGAACCCUUGUUGCCUUAUAUAAGCCUUUUGACCUAGCUGAGUCUCCAAAACUUAAUUAAAAAUAAAUAUCUUCUCUACAUCUCUUUUUUUGUUUUGACUGUGCCCUUUUACCCAGGGAAAAAAAAGGAAACGAGAGAGCAGGGAGAGAAAAAGGAAAAAAAGAACCAGAUGUAUUAACUUCGCAUUUGCUUUUAGCCUGCUGCUCUCCUCUCAAUUGAUGCUUUGUUUGCUUUUUGAUGUGUGUGCGGUUUUUUUGUGGUUUUCUUUCUUUUGUCACUUUUUACUUGUAAUUAAUUUGUUGUUGUUGUUGUUGUUAAAAUAAAUCAAUCAAUUUAAAAAAAUGUCGAACGAAUAGCUCGCGUAAUGUUGGUCAGGAGGCAGUGAUUGCAAUUUUUCAUCUUUAUACGCCUCUAAUGUCUUCCAAAAGGAAAGGUAGAUCUAGUACAACAUCUCAAUCUUCUAAUCAGUCACCUGAAGAGAAAAAAAGCAAAAAUAGUGAAACGGACGGAGUGUUUGAAGCGCUGGAGAAGACGUCGGUCUGAAACUGCAGCGUUUGCUGGAUAAAUUAGAAAAACUCGAUUAGAUAGAAGCGCAUCUUAGCGAGGUCUCUGCCAGUCUUGCUAGUAUUGAGGAGAAAGUAUCUCGUUUAGAUGAAGAUGUACAAGACCUGAAGCAAAAAACAAACAGAGUGGAAAAGAAAGCGGUCCGGAUUUGAAGGAAGUAUACAGUUCAACAAAGACGACAUUUCAGAUCUGA
Molecule: messenger RNA, 4687 nt
Organism: Porites lobata
Lineage: Eukaryota; Metazoa; Cnidaria; Anthozoa; Scleractinia; Poritidae
Source: the annotation of a GenBank genome assembly